GGUGCAGUGACCCCGUCUUGGAAACUUUAGCGGUGACACCUCUCUGCGAAUGUUUUUUUUUUUCCGUUUGUUGUGGUUAUUGACAGAGCCCCUCAUUGGAAGCGUGGACUAAAGCUAGCUGCAACAGGCUAACAUAAACAAGAGGAAAGAUUACUGUAUACUGGUGCCUGUGCCUGGACAGUUUUGGCCCGAGGAAGCUGCAAAACUUGUCUGAGCUUGCCAGCGGCAGCCCAGCAGUACACUGAUUGGAGAGACACCUGCUCUUCGCAAUGGCUCUGUUGACUCUGCAUCGGAUCCCCUCCAUCAGCGCUGUUCCCGAUGAAAGCACUCAAAGAAGAGGGAGAUUUCAGAAAAGGGAGAGUUUUGCCCUUGUCAAGGGCGCAAUGCUCCUGCUGGAUGAGGCCCACAACGAGGAGCUUCACAAGGAGACGCCUCCCCAGAAACAAGAAGACGGUGCUCCAGACAAGCGUCACAGACACAUCCACGCCAUGGUUGAGCUACUUCGACCAGAAGAUAGCAUUAAGCUGGCCGUGCAGUUAGAGUCUGUCAGCACAGUCCGAGUCAGGUAUCUCAUUGUCGUUUCCACCCUCGCUAACAAGGACGAGACCAUCCUGCUUGGUAUGGAUUUCCCCAAGCAGGAGAGUGAUGAGUGCACCAUCGGCUUGGUUCUGCCCAUCUGGAGCGACACGCAAGUGUAUCUGGACGGAGACGGUGGUUUCAGUGUCACAUCAGCAGAAGAAACCAGACUUUUCAAGCCGGUUUCCAUGCAGACCAUGUGGUCAGUCCUGCAGUCUUUGCACGGCUGUUGCGAGCGGGCCGUCAAGGGCGCCGUGAUCCCGGGCUGCGGGCUGGAGUGGGCCCAGCACUACCGCCGCCACGUUGAGUCGGACCGCUGGUGCCUCAAUGAGUGGGAGGCCAUGAAUGACUUGGAGUCGGUCAGGAAGGACAGCGACAGUCAUAAUACUGCAGAGAGAAACUCUAAAGAAAGGCUCAUCAAGGAACAUUUGAGAGACAUCAUGAGGACAGAAGACCUGGAUAACCUCACAUCUAAGUCGGUCCAUGCAACCCUGAAGACCCGAAUCGGCUUUGACAUGAGGCCAUUCAAGGAGUACAUCGACAAUGAGAUCCUGGUCACCAUGGCUCAGAUGGACAAACCCUCAAAGAUUUUUGACUACCUUUACUUGGGUUCGGAGUGGAACGCGGCCAAUUUUGAGGAGCUGCAGAAAAACAACAUUGGCUACAUUCUGAAUGUGACGCGGGAGAUCGACAACUUCUUCCCGGAAUCUUUCACCUACAUGAACAUCAGAGUGUAUGACGUGGACGGCACCGAUCUGCUCUCGCACUGGACCGACACGUACAACUUCAUCAACUCCGCCAGGAAGAGCGGACAAGCGGUGUUGGUGCACUGCAAGAUGGGAGUGUCUCGCUCCUCCUCCACCGUGAUCGCUUACGCCAUGAAGCAGCAGCGCUGGCCGCUGGACGUGGCCUUGGCCUAUGUGAGGGAUCGGCGCUCCAUCGUCAAACCCAAUGAUGGCUUCAUGAAGCAGCUGCAGACCUACAACGGCAUCCUCAAUGCCAGCCAGCAGCGUCACAGUUUACUGUGGAGGCGAAAGUCCAAAGACCAAAGGCAGAAAUCUGAGCGGAAGGAUGAUGGGGAGAAGUUGGGCGACGACGAGGAGGACACUGAUGAUGAGGAAGAGGAGGAGGAGGAGGAGGAGGAGGAGGAGGAGGAGGGAUUUGACGAGGUCGACGACAACAAUGAGAGCAGCGAUGAGAACGAGUGUGUGGAAGAGGUGUUUGCACAGCCUGAGGCCAAGCAAGAAGUCGAGCACACAGUGCCACCUGUCGUCGUCACUGCUACAAGUGUCAGUCGGAGCGGGCGGAUGAACCUGUUUUCCCUCAUGCAGUCCAUUAGCGAACUUGAUGAUGUGGAUAAAGGAUGCAAUCAGCCGCCUUCGAGUCCGCGACGAUCACCACGACAACAGAAGCGGAGCCACAGCCGAAAAGGUUUGAUUCACCAGAGCGCCUGUGUGGAUCUGUCACCCGAACCGCGGAGUCUGGCUAACACUGCUCAUGAGAAGCCUUGAAGCAAUCAGAUAGGGAAAAGAAUUUUUUGUUUUUUUUUUAAUAAUAAUGACCUGAAGGAACAGGACUUCAUAUUACAUAGAAAGUGUGGUUGUUGUAUUUUAUGACACAAGGCAAGGCCCGAGUUUAAGCUCCUCUCUUACAUUAUCUAUGUUGUGCAAUUGAACUGAGUGUUCACAGCUGAUGAGAAGUUGUUUCGCUGCAGUAUUUGAACCGGUUUGAGUUGAUCCAGUGUUUUGACGAGAUUUCAACACUCCAGAUGUCGACUAUGCAAUUCUUUCAACACGUUGCCCAGUGAAGGUUUUUGUCCAAUCAGAAGUGACAGGCGACUCCCACAAACUCUUACUGAAGGUUUUACCGUACUUGUUUGUAAGCUGUACUUUAUGGACUACGUCAGGGCCAGUUUUAUGGUGCGCGCCUCUUUGUCAUUAAGUCUGUAUUCCAGUGUGCCAAGGAAUUUAUCCAAUCGAGAUUCUUUGUCAUUAUCAAAUGUACAUUUUAUGUAUUUUAUGUUAUUACAGCUGUAUGAGUGCCUUCUAGCGAUUUCCAUGCUUGAAUUGUAUCAUUGUUUUUGCACAUUGUUGCAUGGGUAAACUGCUGUUUUUGUACCGGGCUGUGCGAAAUUAUCAUUCAGGAAUUCAGUAUGUUCUUUUUGUUUUGCUUCAUUAUUAUAACCUAACCACGAUCCCAACAUGCUGAUCUAAUUUUUCAAUUUUUUCUUCACUGUUUAUUUUUGAUCCAGCUCUUCAGUUUUAGCGUGCACGUACCUUAUUUAUUUUCAAAGGAACCAGUUCGACUUGACCCAACAUCACGCUGUAUCAACAAGUAAAAUGAUUCCAUUUUGUAAGCACUGGGUAAUAUUGCUGACAGUACUUAAUUGCAAUGUACACACCUCACUUGUGUUUACAGGCACAUGAAAAUAAAUGUCGACCAAAGAA
This is a messenger RNA of Syngnathoides biaculeatus (alligator pipefish), 3023 nucleotides long. RefSeq names its product protein phosphatase Slingshot homolog 3. Bases 270 to 2087 code for a protein of 605 amino acids. The record is from RefSeq and is a predicted model, not a curated record. Gene Ontology annotation, cellular component: cytoplasm. Gene Ontology annotation, biological process: actin cytoskeleton organization; negative regulation of actin filament polymerization; protein dephosphorylation. The transcript is spliced from 17 exons. Gene Ontology annotation, molecular function: actin binding; protein tyrosine/serine/threonine phosphatase activity. Lineage: Eukaryota; Metazoa; Chordata; Actinopteri; Syngnathiformes; Syngnathidae.